Messenger RNA from Ochotona curzoniae (black-lipped pika), 3646 nucleotides. It is a transcript of the gene BUB1B, whose product is annotated as BUB1 mitotic checkpoint serine/threonine kinase B. Gene Ontology annotation, biological process: meiotic sister chromatid cohesion, centromeric; mitotic spindle assembly checkpoint signaling; protein phosphorylation. The record is from RefSeq and is a predicted model, not a curated record. Gene Ontology annotation, molecular function: ATP binding; protein kinase activity. The transcript has 23 exons. Bases 138 to 3326 code for a protein of 1062 amino acids. NCBI's taxonomy places the organism in Eukaryota, Metazoa, Chordata, Mammalia, Lagomorpha, Ochotonidae.
UGAGGUAGUCGGUUUGGGAGGAAAUUGGGUGUGAGUUUUUGUCCCGGAGCACCCUCUGGUCGCGUCGGUAGCUCUAGAGGCAGGUUUCAGAAGGAAGGCAAUCGCCGCAGGACGAGGUCCCGAGCCGGGAAUGCAGGAUGGCGGCGCCGAACAGGGAAGGGGGUGCUCUGAGUGAAGCCAUGUCCCUGGAGGGAGACGAAUGGGAGCUGAGCAAGGAAAAUGUGCAACCCUUACGACAGGGGCGGAUCAUGUCCACACUGCAGGGAGCCCUGGCGCAGCAGGAGUCUGCCUGUAACACGGCUCUCCAGCAGCAGAAACGGGCAUUUGAAUCUGAAAUUCGAUUUUACUCUGGAAAUGACCCUCUGGAUGUCUGGGAUAGGUAUAUUAGCUGGACAGAACAAAACUAUCCUCAGGGCGGGAAGGAGAGCAACAUGUCAACAUUAUUGGAAAGGGCUAUAGAAGCAUUACAGGGAGACAAACGGUAUUACAAUGAUCCUCGAUUUCUCAGUCUCUGGCUUAAAUUGGGGCACCUAUGCAAUGAGCCUUUGGAUAUGUACAGCUAUUUACACAGCCAAGAGAUUGGCAUUUCACUUGCUCAGUUCUACAUUUCAUGGGCUGAAGAGUAUGAAGCGCGAGAAAACUUUAAGAAAGCAGAUAUGAUAUUUCAGGAAGGAAUUCAGCGCAAGGCUGAGCCCCUUGAAAGACUUCAGUCCCAGCACCGACAGUUCCAAGCUCGGGUGUCUCGACAGGCCCUGCUGGCGCUUGAGAAAGAACCCGAGGAGGACGAUUUGGAAGCUUCUGUAGCACAGCGAAGCACACUGGCCGAACUCAAGAGCAAAGGGAAGAAGACUGCAAGAGCGCCCAUCAGCCGGGUCGGAGGUGCUCUCAAGGCUCCAAGCCAGAAUAGAGGCCUUCAAAAUGCAGUUCCUCAACUUAUGCAAAGUAAUUGUAGAAUUACAGUUUUUGAUGAAAACACGGGCGAGGCUUCUCUAGUGGAGUUAGCCAAGCCUUCAGUUGAGCCGUGGACAGCACGCCCUGUGGCCAGGGCCAAAGAGAAUGAGCUGCAAGCAGGUCCUUGGAAUAUAGACAGACGUUCACAAUACAGGUCUCGUGGCAGUGCAGCUGCUAUGGCAUUUGAGCCCCCUGCACGUCCCAGUUUUACUCCAUAUGUGGAAGAGACUGCACAACAACCAGUUAUGACACCAUGUAAAAUUGAACCCAGUAUAAGCCAUGUCCUAAGCACCAGAAAGCCUGGCAAGGAAGAAGGAGACCCACUGCAAAGGGUUCAGAGUCAUCAGCAAGAGUCUGGGGAGAAGAAAGAGAAAAUGAUGUAUUGCAAGGAGAAGAUUUAUGCAGGAGUUGGGGAGUUCUCCUUUGAAGAAAUCCGGGCUGAGGUUUUCCGGAAGAAACUAAAAGAGCGAAGGGAAGCUGAGCUCCUGACCAGUGUAGAGAAGAGAGCAGAGAUGCAGAAACAGAUUGAAGAGAUGGAGAAGAAGCUAAAAGAAAUCCAGACUACUCAGCAAGAAAGAGCAGGUGAUCAGCAACAAGAAGAGAAGGCGCCUGCAACAGAGACAAAUAAGCCAUUAACUGCUUCCGAGUCUCAGAAAGUACAAGGAAUGACUCAGCCCAGUUACGUUUGCCCAGAAAACCCUUGUAUCAGGGAAACAUCACUCACGGAAAAUAUUUGGCAGGGACAGCCUAAUACUAAAGAUCCCAGUACACCUUUCUCCAUUUUUGAUGAGUUUCUUCUUUCAGAAAAAAAGAAUAAAAGUCCUUCUGCAGAUCCCCCAAGGGUUUUAACCGAAAGAAGACCGCUUGCAAUUCUCAAAACUUCAGACAGCAUCACCUCCAAUGAAGAUGCAUCUCCAGAUGUUUGUGAUGAAUUUACAGGAAUUGAGCCUCUGAGCGAGGAUGCCAUUAUCACAGGCUUCAGGAAUGUCACUAUUUGUCCCAACCCAGAAGACACUUGUGACUUCGCUAGAGCAGCCCGCUUUGUAUCCACUCCCUUUCAUGAGAUAGUGUCCCUGAAGGAUCUGCCCUCAGACCCUGAGAGACUGCUGCAGGAGGAGGAGCUGGAUGCGAAGACCACUGAGGACCAACCGACCGCCUGUGGCACCAUCUAUAAUCCCCCUCUCAGCAUCAAGAAGCUGAGCCCGAUCAUUGAAGACAGUGGUGAAGCCACACACUCCUCUGGCUUCUCUGGAUCUUCGGCCUCCGUUACAAGCACGUCUUCUAUCAAAUGCCUCCAAAUCCCCAAGAAACUGGAGCUGACCUGUGAUGCAGAAAAUCCCAUACAGUCACCCUGGUGUUCACAGUACCGGACCCAACUACUAAAAUGCCUGCCAGAGUUAAGUACUUCAGACUUGUCCAUAGAAGACAGACCUAUGCCUCAUUUGGAAAUAGAUAAGGAAAUUGAACUAGGUAACGAGGAUUAUUGCAUUAAACAAGAAUACCUAAUGUGUGAAGAUUAUAAAUUAUUUUGGGUGGCACGAAGAAACUCCACAGAAUUAACCAUAAUAAAGGUAUCAUCUCAGCCUGUUGCAUGGGACCUGUAUAUCAACCUCAAGUUAAAGGAACGAUUAAAUGAGGAGUGUGAUCCUUUGUGCAGCUGUUACCAGUACCAAGAUGGCUGUAUUGUUUGGUACCAAUAUAUAAACUGCGCCACGCUGCAGGAUCUCCUCCAGCACCGCGACCUGAUCACCCAUGAGAUGACAGUGUUGAUCGUUUACAACCUCCUGGCCAUCGUGGAAAAGCUGCACCAAGCAGAGAUAGUCCACGGGGACCUGAGUCCAAUGAGUCUGAUCCUCAGAAACAGAAUCCACGAUCCUUAUGAUAUCAAUCAGAAUAGUCAAGCUUUGAAGAUAGUGGACUUUUCCUACAGUGUGGAUCUUAAGGUACAACCCGACAGUUUUGCCCUCAGUGGGUUUCGGACUGCACACAUCCUGGAAGAACCAAAGGUCCUGGCCAGCUGUUCCUCUCCUUACCAGGUAGACCUGUUGGGUAUUGCAGAUUUAGCACAUUUACUGUUGUUCCAGAACCACCUGCAGGUCUGCUGGGAUGGGUCCAACUGGAAACUUAGCCAAAGUGUUUCUGAGCUAAAAGAUGGUGAAUUGUGGAAUAAAUUCUUUGUGCGGAUUCUAAAUGCCCGUGAGGAGCCCACGGUGUCUGUUCUGAGGGAACUUGCCACAGAAAUGGCCAAGGUUUUUGACACCACCUUCCAGAGCCACCUGAACAAAGCCUUAUGGAAAGUGGGGAAGUUAGUUGGUCCAGGGGCUCUGCUAUGUCCGCCACAUAGGCCGUCAAGUCUCUCGCAGCUCCCUGCCUAAAGCCAGGGCUUGUGUUGGGGAACACUGGAUCUGUACAUAUCCACCAUGUAGUUUGAUUUAGGACACAUAUGUACACUACCAAUGCUUUUCUACCUUUGGGUCGGGCUGUGUUUCUACAUGACAGGUGUUUUCUACACAGCAGUGCCUGUACCCACAGCCUUAUCUAAUUUUAGCAAAAAACUGUUUUAUUGUAAAUGGAGCAUAAACAAAUGGGUAUGUUGUUGUCUUUUCACCCAUUUGUGUCUACUUUCCUCUUUUGUAAUUUGUAACAUGUACUCAUGAUCCCCAUAUAUUUUGUAAAUAAAAUAGUGUUUGUUAAA